GGCGGCGUGCGGAGUCAGUUUUGAGAGUUCGAGCAGCAUAGAGGAUAGAAAGGAUGACAAACGACAGGCUCGAAAAGAGGCGAUAGAAAAGGUAUAAACUGCCAAGCAGCAGUAUGACAAGGAAGAGAGGAGGAAGGAGCUGAAGAGGCUGAGAGGCGAGGACACAUGGAUGCUCCCUGAGAUCAACCAUAGGCUGCAGGAGAUAGAAGAAGAGGAUUCUUUGAAGAGCAAGAAGAAAAAAGAAAAGAAAUCUAAAAAGAAAAAGGAGAAGAAGAAGAAGGCCAAGAAAGAGAAGAAAACAGGAGAAACAGGAGAUGGCUCUAAUGACAGCUCAGAGGACUCGGGGGAUGAGUGGGUUGAGGCCAAACCACAGGCCCAAACUGCUAAAGCCUGGAAGCUCCCUGAUGACUCUAAACCUUCAGAGAGCAACCAAAGCCCAGACCAGAAUGUCCAACAGAGAGACGAAUGGAUGACCUUUGACUUCCUGGCAAUGAAAACUACCUCUACAACAGAGAGGAGAGCUGAGAAAGAACGGCUGAAAGACGAGGAGAAAGCAAAAGCACAGGCCAUUGAACAGGCUGGUUGGCAUAAAUUGGAACUUAACCCGUACUGGAAAGAUGGAGGAUCUGGUCUGCCCCCAGAGGAGAAGGCUGGAGCUGCAACAACAAAAGUCUCCGUAGUGAACGACGCAGGUCUGAGCUGGCUGAGGAAGAGCUUCCAGAGGAUGAAGGAGCAGGCUGAGAGGGAGCAGCGCAGCCUGAAGGAUGUGGUGUCUGAGAGAUACGGGUCAAUGGAAGAAUUUCAGCAGAGACUUGAUGAUGCUGAAAAAGCCGUUUACGGAGAGAAGAGAGGAGGGGGAGAGAGGACAGCAAGAGGCGGAUGGAGGAAAGGAGACAAUGUGGACAGAGGGAGGAUGUGGAGAAAAGAGGGAGAAGGAGCAGACAGAGAUCAGUGGAGAAGAAGUGAAUGGGAAAGAGAUCCGUCACCAACAGACAGACAGAGAAACCGAGCCGGGAGAGGAGAGGGCAGGGAGAGAGAGCGGGGAGGGUAUCGAGGGAGAGCGGAGGAGAGAGGUGGAGAUGGUGACAGGUUUAGAGAGAGCGAUAGAGACAAAAGGAGAGACAGAGAUGGUGAAAGAAACCGAGAGAGAGACAGAGAGACGGAUAGAGAUACUGAAAGAAACAGAGAGAGGGACAGAGAGACGGAUAGGGAUGGUGAAAGAAACAGAGCGAGGGACAGAGACAGAGAGGUGGAUAGAGAUGGUGAAAGAAACCGAGAGAGGGAUAGAGAUAGCGUAAGAUACAGAGACACGGAUAGAGAUAGUGAAAGAGAGAGACCUGUUACAUCAUUAUCAUCAGGGGAAAGUUGGAGUCAAGGUUCUUCCUCUCUUGGGUCACUAAAAAGCCGCUUCCUCAAACCCUCUGAAGAUGACGAUAGCGGUGAAGUUUUAGAGCGUCGCCGCCCUCCUCCUGCAGGUCGACCCAAAGGGUUCCUAAAACCAAACUCUGACGAUGAAGACUCUGAUCCACGUAAUACAAGCGUUCCAACCUGGAAGAAGAGCAGCAGUUCUUCCCGGGAAUCUGAUAGCGCAGAGAAACAACAACACCAGGAGAAAGAGAGGGAUCCUGGGAAGGCUGCAAAAGCUCCUCAAGACUCCGGCAUGCACGUUGAUAAAGCUGCUGCUACAACAACAUCAAGGAGUGAGAGUGAGAGUGAGGAAGAGGAGGAGCAGGUUCCGCUGCUGUCAGAGGAGGAGAUGAACAAACUUGGUGCCAAACUGGUGAAGGCAGAGAUCAUGGGAAACACGGCUAUGGUGGAGAAGCUAAAAUCCCAGCUCGAUGCAGCACACAAAGCCAAAGAGAUCCACGCCAACCAACAGAAGCAACAAGAAACAGCAAGAUCAAAACAGGUCACAGGUCGCUCCAGUGAAGACCAGGAAGUCCUGCUGUUCAGAACAGACCAAUCAGGUCGGGCCUGGCCAGUCAAUGCCCCGUCUGGAUCCCUGGAGCCCCACGGAGGACGACGGAAGAAGAAAGCGAUUGAGACUCACGUUGACGGGGAGCGUGUGCGCUACUUCCAGGAUGAUGAUAAUGUGGGUCUGAAGGAGAUGGUGAGGAGGGAGAAGAUGAGCACUGCACAGGAUCAGAAUGCCCUCUACUCUCGCAUGGCUUCAAAGAUGAUGGGAAAGACAGACGGCGACAACUACACGCUGGAUGACAUGUUUGUGUCGAGUGCAGCACAGCGGGAGGGCGAGGGGAGGGAGGAGGAGAGGAUGAGGAACAAAGCCAUUGGGGAGAGUAGGAGGCUGGCUGCCUCCAUGGAGAAAUGCCACUACUGCUUCAGCAAUCAAGAGCUCCCGAAGCACCUCAUAGUGGCAAUAGGGAGCAAGGUGUACCUGAGCCUGCCAGCAGGAGUGUCCAUGACAGAGGGCCACUGUCUCAUCUGUCCUCUUUAUCAUCACUGCUCUGCCACCUUAUUGGACGAGGAUGUCUGGUCAGAAAUGCAGCUGUUCCGGCGUACUUUGGUGCGUAUGUUUGAGUCCCAGGAGCUCGACUGUGUGUUCAUGGAAACACACAUGAACCCACGCAGGAGGCAACACAUGGUCCUAGAGUGUAUCCCACUACCACGAGAACUGGGCGAUAUGGCACCCAUAUACUUUAAGAAAGCUAUCAUGGAGUGUGACGAGGAAUGGGCCAUGAACAAAAAGGUCGUCGACCUCUCUUCGAAAGACAUCCGCCAAGCUGUUCCUCGAGGUCUGCCUUACUUUGCAGUAGACUUUGGACUCCAGGGAGGGUUUGCUCAUGUCAUUGAAAACGAGCAGAAAUUCCCCCAUUACUUCGGCAAGGAAGUGGUUGGAGGCAUGAUGGACUUGGAGCCGCGACGGUGGAGAAAAUUAAUCCGGGAGAACUUUGACGAUCAGAGGAAAAAAGUCCUGCAGUUUGCACAGUGGUGGAAACCCUAUGACUGCACCAAGACGGAGGGUUAACAAGACUAACUCACAGAGAGGUGUACAACACUCUGCUCAGAAACAGAGACUACACAGACAUGAAUAAAAUACACUGUUGUUCCCAGAGUUGAAGUCACAUAUGGAGAUAAUGGAGCAGAUGCCUUCAUGAUAAUUGGACACAAAAUCUCUUUUUUAGAAGUUAUAACAUGAGAACUUGUAUUACUUAAAUAAAAAGUAAAUGAUUAA
Labrus mixtus (cuckoo wrasse) is the source of this 3193-nucleotide messenger RNA. It is a transcript of the gene cwf19l2, whose product is annotated as CWF19 like cell cycle control factor 2. Gene Ontology annotation, biological process: mRNA splicing, via spliceosome. The coding region runs from base 170 to 2986 and encodes 938 amino acids. Lineage: Eukaryota; Metazoa; Chordata; Actinopteri; Labriformes; Labridae. The transcript has 19 exons. The record is from RefSeq and is a predicted model, not a curated record. Gene Ontology annotation, cellular component: post-mRNA release spliceosomal complex.